AUGGUCAACCAAAGCUCCUCAGUGGACUUCUUCCUUCUGGGCUUUUCAGAACACCCACGACUUGAAAAGAUUCUCUUCGUGGUUGUCUUAACUUCCUACCUCCUGACUCUGGUGGGCAACACACUUAUCAUCCUGCUGUCCACACUGGACCCCAGACUCCACUCUCCAAUGUACUUUUUCCUCUCUAACCUCUCCUUCUUGGACCUCUGCUUCACCACAAGUUGUGUCCCCCAGAUGCUAUUCAACCUCUGGGGCCCAAAGAAGACCAUCAGCUUCCUUGGCUGCUCUGUCCAACUCUUCAUCUUCAUGUCCCUGGGGACCACUGAGUGCAUUCUCCUGACAGUGAUGGCCUUUGACCGCUAUGUGGCUGUCUGCCAGCCACUCCAUUAUGCUAUCAUCAUCCACCCCCGCUUAUGCAGGCAGCUGGCAGCUGUGGCCUGGGUCACAGGUUUGGUUCAAUCAAUAGUUCAGACACCACCCACCCUCCACCUGCCUUUUUGUCCUCAUCGGCAGAUAGAUGACUUUUUAUGUGAGGUCCCAGCUCUAAUUCGACUCUCCUGUGGGGACACUACCUACAAUGAGAUCCAGAUGGCCAUUGCCAGUAUCUUCAUCUUAGUUGUGCCCCUCACUCUCAUCCUUGCCUCUUACAGUGCCAUUGUCAGGGCAGUGCUGAGAAUUAACUCUGCAAAGGGAAGGAGGAAGGCUUUUGGGACCUGCUCCUCUCAUCUUAUGGUUGUCAUUAUCUUCUACAGCUCAGUCAUUGCUGUCUACCUCCAGCCCAAAAAUCCCUAUGCCCAAGAGAGGGGCAAGUUCUUUGGUCUCUUCUAUGCUGUGGGCACUCCAUCACUUAACCCUCUCAUAUACACCCUGAGGAAUAAGGAGGUAAAGAGAGCAUUUAUGAGGUUGUUGGGAAAGGAUAGAGACUCCAUGGAAAACUGAGGGAUAGCA
Molecule: messenger RNA, 948 nt
Organism: Orycteropus afer afer
Lineage: Eukaryota; Metazoa; Chordata; Mammalia; Tubulidentata; Orycteropodidae
Product: olfactory receptor 2H2-like
Biological process (GO): G protein-coupled receptor signaling pathway
Cellular component (GO): membrane
Molecular function (GO): G protein-coupled receptor activity; olfactory receptor activity
Source: RefSeq, a predicted model, not a curated record